Messenger RNA from Kuraishia capsulata CBS 1993, 444 nucleotides. RefSeq lists its product as uncharacterized. The record is from RefSeq and is a predicted model, not a curated record. Gene Ontology annotation, biological process: ubiquitin-dependent protein catabolic process; protein polyubiquitination. NCBI's taxonomy places the organism in Eukaryota, Fungi, Ascomycota, Pichiomycetes, Pichiales, Pichiaceae. Bases 1 to 444 code for a protein of 147 amino acids. The transcript has a single exon. Gene Ontology annotation, cellular component: nucleus. Gene Ontology annotation, molecular function: ubiquitin conjugating enzyme activity.
AUGUCUACAAAGCGUAUUAAUAAGGAACUAGCAGAUCUGGGCAGAGAUCCGCCCUCGUCCUGCUCGGCCGGUCCAGUGGGCGACGAUUUGUACCACUGGCAAGCCUCGAUAAUGGGUCCUCCAGAUUCGCCUUAUGCCGGCGGCGUUUUCUUCCUGAAUAUCCAUAUUCCAACAGACUAUCCUUUCAAGCCGCCAAAGGUUACCUUCACUACCAAGAUCUACCACCCUAACAUCAACGGAAACGGCACGAUCUGCCUGGACAUUCUGGGAGACCUGUGGUCCCCAGCGCUGACCAUCUCGAAGGUGCUUUUGUCUAUCUGCUCGCUGCUGACGGAUGCUAAUCCUGACGAUCCAUUGGUUCCAGAGAUUGCACACAUAUACAAGACGGAUAGAUCCAAAUACGAAGCCACGGCCAAGGAAUGGACGAGGAAGUAUGCUAUCUGA